UCGUGUUAAAUAAAUGUAAUUAAAUAUAUGAAAUAUCAAAUAAAAUAAAGUACAAAGAAAAGACGUAAAUUCCGCGGCACGUGUGUGGGCGGGGGAGGCGAAACGCGGUGCUUUGGAUGCUACGCAAUAAUUCAACGCUACGCAAUUUCAGCUGCUGCUGACGCUGCUGUCGCUGCCGCUGCCGCUACGCACCUGCUAAACCUGAAGCGCUGCUGCGGCCAUCGCCGUCACCGUCUCCGUCGCUGCUGACGUGUGCAAACGAGAGCGAAUCGACGACAGGAUAUUUAACAACAACAAUAACAACUACUACUCAUACUACAACAACAACAGCAACAAACUGCACGACAAAAUUAACGAAGUGUCAGUACAAUUGAACGACACAACGCAUGCAUACACACUCACACACACAAACACACACGCACGCAUACUCGAAUAGAACAAUCAAAAGCUAACGAAAAACACAAAUUGCAGUAAAAAAAAUUGCAGCGAGUUGCAUAAAAAAAUCCUGCUUAAGAAUAAGUGCACACAGACACGCUCACAGGCACACGCACAUAGAAGCGCGACAAAGCAAAAGCAGAGAAAAGAAAACAUUAAAAAAAGGGCAAACAGUGCGCGCACAAACAAGGUGGAAAGUAAAAAAGUUGUUUGUCAACUUGUGGCGUCCAUUGCACACACAAACAUUCCCUCUGCAACACCCAGCAGCAGCACCAGCAGCAGCUCCCCUCAAAUGUUGCAGCAACAAAGUGUCUGGCUGUACUGCUACUGCUACCAAGUGGAAAUGCAAGUCCAGUGUGCAUGCAACAGCGCCUGCGGCCAGUGCUAAGCAACAGCGUAAGAAGCAGCAGCAGCAGCAGCAUUAGAAGAGAGCAGCAAUAGAAGAGUGCAGCAGCAAUCCCUUGCAGCCAUGUCAACGGUCACUCGCAGCGCCAGCGCCAGCCCCUGCAUGGCCCUCAAUGGCAUCAUCGACGCAAGCCUCUUCCCACUCAAAUCCACGUCGGAUGUGGUCAAUCUCUUUAGACGCGCCCUCACCAGCGCCAUUGAGCCCGAUCUGACGCUGCUCUCCAUCGUUGUUGGCUACAUUGAGCUGUCGCUGACCACCGGCGAGGCGGCCCAAGCGGCGCAGGCAGCCCAAGCGGCUCUAGGUGGCAGCAAUGAGGUAAUCAUGGGUAACAGCGUGCCCUUUCCCGUGGUGACACACGAGCUGAUUGCCGGAUUGUACAAGAAGUUCCAGACGAUAUUGUCGGUGGUGGACAAACCGAAGCCGCAUCGCCAGGCGACGCGGGAGAUUAUCAAGAAGGUGUCGGAUGUGAUAUGGAAUUCGCUGAUACGCAGCAGCUACAAGGAUCGAGCACAUCUGCAGAAUCUGUAUAGCUAUCUAUCUGGCAAUAAGUUGGACUGCUUCGGCGUGGCGCUGGCCACCACCGCCGGCUGCCAGCUACUGGGCUAUCGAGAUGUUCGUCUAGCCAUUUCCGAGGAUCAUGCGUGGGUUGUAUUCGGGCAGAAGCAUGUGGAGUGCAUUGAAGUGACCUGGCACGGCAAGGGCAGCGAGGAUAAACGCGGCCAGGACAUUAGCGCAGGCAUUGAGUCCGGCUCAUGGUUGUACCUAGGCGGCCUAGCAGUGGUCUGUGAACGUGGCAUGGAGGUAGCUGCCAUCUGCGUAGCUUUAAAUAUAUCCCUCAGUGCGAACAGCGAUUGCGUUGAAGUGGCUGAGCUGCAGCAGCAGCUGCUGUGGCUGCUCUACGAUCUGGGACACCUUAAGCGCUAUCCCAUGGCUCUGGGUCUGCUUGGCGAGCUGGAGGAGAUCAAUCGCACGCAUCGUAGCAUCAGCUGCGAACAACUAUUCCGUGAAGCAAUUGAAUCUUCUCGCAGCCAUUACCACAAUCAUCACGUCUAUCCGCACAUCUUUCAGGGCAACUAUUACAAUCGUUUGCUCAAAUAUCGCGAAGCCUUUGCCGCCUGGGCUAACGCGGCGGAUGUAAUACGCUUGUAUACGUAUCAAUGUCGAGACGAUGAGGAGAUCUACAAGGAGCUGCUGGACAUUGCCAAUGAGCUAAUACCCUAUGUGAUGAAGACCGAGAGCUCGGGUCAUUCUGCUCGUAGCAUUUUACGUGACGCGGAGGUGUUUGCCAAUUUGUUGCGCUUCUAUGAUGGCAUCUGUCAGUGGGAGGAGGACAGCCUAACGCCCAUUCUACACAUUGGCUGGGCGAAGCCGCUGGUCACGAACAUAACUAAAUUCGACCACGACAUACGCUCUCAAGUGGUCAUCAAGCUGCCUGAAGAUCUGGAGGCUGAGCAGGCUGCAGCACUGGAGGCUAAAAAGAAAGCUGCAGCUGCAGCCACAGCAGCUGCAGCAGCAGUAGCUGUCGAGGCAUCGCUUCAUUUGGAGGGCAACAACAACAAUAACAACACGGUUGUUAAGAAGGAUGAGAAAUCUAAAUCGGAAUUGCCAACAACUUUGGCGGACCUGACAGCUGCGUGUGGCGAAAAGAUAUUGAAUCCAGAUUUUUUGCUGCAGGGCGGCGGUCAGCCGUUCGCUGAUCAAAAGCAACAAGCAGCAGCAGAGCAAACAACGUCCAGCGAAUUGUCGCACAACAACAACAACAACAGCAGCAGCAACAAUGCUGAGAAGGAGGCUACAACAAUAAGCAACAAUGGCAACAAUGAGGCUAACAGCAACAACAACGAGCAGCGGCAGCAGCAACAGCAACAGCAACAACAGCAGCACAAAGAAGCUAAAGUAGAGGAGAGCAGCCAAGUGGAGCUACCGAACAGCAAUCAGCCAACAGUUGUUGAUGAUUACGAUCCCUUCGAGAUAAUGCUGAAACGUCCAGUGAUCACGUUGUAUAGUCAGAAAAUGAAAGGGCUGAAGGAUCUGCUGCUAGCCGAGAAGCUAAACACGCAUGCUAUUUCUCUACAGGUGACCGCUCAGUCGGUGGCAUCGCGUAAGGUGCGUGGCGGAGGCGCCGACAGUCGACAGCCGGCGACCAUAUCGGCGACUAUAACAGCUAUAGCCUCGACAGAAGGCGCGAGUAUUGGAGGCAGUGCAGCGAGCGCCACAUCAACCGAUUCGUUUGCACCCACGCGACCGAAGCGCACAAGGCGCGAGUAAAAAAAGAAACAAAAACAAAAGGAAAACUAAAAACCAGUUGAAGUAAUGUGUAGUGAUUUGUUGUUUGUAAUUAUAUUAUAUAUAUUUAUAUAUGUAUGUAUAUCAGAUAAUGUAAGCUCAGCUCCCAAAGGAGCAGCGAGUAGGGCAUUCGCUGCAAAGGCAGCUAGCAGAUAUCGCGUACAAGUAAAACACUCGCUGUAAA
Drosophila hydei is the source of this 3311-nucleotide messenger RNA. It is a transcript of the gene Mnn1, whose product is annotated as menin. Gene Ontology annotation, biological process: regulation of transcription by RNA polymerase II; negative regulation of cell population proliferation; negative regulation of cell cycle. The coding region runs from base 905 to 3109 and encodes 734 amino acids. Gene Ontology annotation, cellular component: chromatin; histone methyltransferase complex; nucleus. Lineage: Eukaryota; Metazoa; Arthropoda; Insecta; Diptera; Drosophilidae. Gene Ontology annotation, molecular function: chromatin binding; Y-form DNA binding; transcription cis-regulatory region binding. The transcript is spliced from 3 exons. The record is from RefSeq and is a predicted model, not a curated record.